CGCGGCGAGCGCCGUCCGCCGCCAAUGUUGUUUUCGCUGAGUCGAGGCGCUGGUGUUGUUGGCGGCGGCGCCAUAUUGGAAGGGACGAGCGCCCGCUCUCGAGCAGCCCCUGGGCGCGGGCCCGGCCGCCGCCAUGCUGUACCUGGAGGACUAUCUGGAGAUGAUCGAGCAGCUUCCCAUGGAUCUGCGCGACAGGUUCACCGAGAUGCGCGAGAUGGACCUGCAGGUGCAGAAUGCAAUGGAUCAGCUUGAGCAGAGGGUAAAUGAAUUUUUUAUGAAUGCAAAGAAAAACAAACCUGAAUGGAGAGAAGAACAAAUGACAUCAAUCAAAAAAGAUUAUUAUAAGGCUUUGGAAGAUGCAGAUGAAAAAGUGCAACUGGCUAAUCAAAUAUAUGAUCUGGUAGACCGUCAUUUGAGAAAGUUGGACCAGGAACUCGCUAAAUUUAAAAUGGAACUUGAAGCAGAUAAUGCUGGAAUUACAGAAAUAUUAGAGAGACGGUCUCUGGAGCUGGAUACACCAGCACAGCCUGUGAAUAACCAUCACUCCCAUUCUCACACUCCAGUAGAGAAAAGGAAACACAAUCCAUCUUCUCACCAUGGUACAACAGAUCAUGUUCCUGAAAAGAAGUUUAAAUCUGAAGCUCUUCUAUCUACCCUGACAUCAGAUGCUUCUAAAGAAAACACACCAGGGUGUCGAAACAGUAAUUCAUCAUCCUCUUCAAACAAUGCAUACAAUACAAACUCUUCUCAACCAUUGGCAUCAUAUAACCUGGGCUCAUUAUCUUCAGGAUCCGGGGCCGGUGCAAUUACCAUGGCAGCAGCUCAAGCAGUGCAAGCCACGGCACAGAUGAAGGAGGGAAGACGAACAUCCAGUCUAAAAGCCAGCUAUGAAGCAUUUAAGAACAAUGAUUUUCAGCUUGGAAGAGAAUUUUCAUUGUCCAGAGAUUCAGCUGGGUAUUCAUCAUCAGCUCUGGCAUCUACAUUAACUCAGACGUUAAGUUCAUCAACCACAGAUUCACGAAGUGGCAGAAAAAGCAAAAACAACAACAAAUCCUCAAGUCAGCAGUCCUCAUCAUCAUCUUCUUCUUCCUCUUUAUCAUCAUGUUCUUCUUCAUCUGCGCUGGCACAAGAACUGUCUCAGCAAACAGCAGUAAUACCAGAGUCUGAUUCUAAUAGCCAGGUUGAUUGGACCUAUGAUCCAAAUGAGCCACGUUACUGUAUUUGUAAUCAGGUGUCCUAUGGUGAAAUGGUAGGCUGUGAUAACCAAGAUUGCCCUAUUGAGUGGUUCCACUAUGGAUGUGUUGGACUGACAGAAGCACCAAAAGGGAAGUGGUACUGUCCACAGUGUACAGCUGCAAUGAAGAGAAGAGGGAGUAGACAUAAAUAAGUUUGUUCAUCUGGAAAAAAUUGCAUAAUAAAGGUUUUAUAAAGGACUUGGGAGGGGAGGGGCAACUCUCACCACACUUCCUUGCAACCACUGAAGAGUAACAUAGCAAUCAUAGAAUGGUAUGGUUGGAAAGGGCUG
Messenger RNA from Passer domesticus (house sparrow), 1525 nucleotides. RefSeq names its product inhibitor of growth family member 3 (gene ING3). Lineage: Eukaryota; Metazoa; Chordata; Aves; Passeriformes; Passeridae. Gene Ontology annotation, cellular component: NuA4 histone acetyltransferase complex. Gene Ontology annotation, biological process: regulation of DNA-templated transcription. The coding region runs from base 134 to 1387 and encodes 417 amino acids. The transcript is spliced from 12 exons. The record is from RefSeq and is a predicted model, not a curated record.